AUGUCAAGCCAUAUUAUUGCGAGCCUUCAACCGGCAAAGGAAAGGUUAGUCAGUCUUCUUAAAGAAGUAAAUCAACUGGAGAUCAAAUCUCCAGAUCCAAGUAUGACAAUAGAAGAAAAAGAAGAUUUUUAUGUGAUAAGAAAAAGAGUGUUAGAAGAUAAACUUCGAAGAAUCCAAUUAUGCGUAACUACGCUUGAAUCUAUCAACGAUAAAUGGUUCACAUAUACUCAACAAAUCGUCACGAUGAAAAGAAGAGAAGAAGAGGAAGAAAAAUACAAAACAGUAACAGAAGGUGACCAAGGAAUAUUUCAAUUAUUACACAAAGGAAAGGAAGCUGUAAUAACACUGACAAUGCACAAGGAUGAAGUCGACCAAAACUUAAAACAACUCUCAAAGGAGUUGAGAACAAACAAACAAAAAAAGAAGCAAAAUUUACUCCUUCUUCAAAUAUUAAUGUAA
Molecule: messenger RNA, 459 nt
Organism: Brugia malayi
Lineage: Eukaryota; Metazoa; Nematoda; Chromadorea; Rhabditida; Onchocercidae
Exons: 1
Coding region: 1-459 (152 amino acids)
Source: RefSeq, a predicted model, not a curated record